Molecule: messenger RNA, 3947 nt
Organism: Oncorhynchus nerka (sockeye salmon)
Lineage: Eukaryota; Metazoa; Chordata; Actinopteri; Salmoniformes; Salmonidae
Product: histone-lysine N-methyltransferase ASH1L-like
Exons: 10
Coding region: 6-2009 (667 amino acids)
Biological process (GO): regulation of DNA-templated transcription
Cellular component (GO): nucleoplasm
Molecular function (GO): histone H3K4 methyltransferase activity
Source: RefSeq, a predicted model, not a curated record
GGGUUAUGGGUGAGGGAAAGAGGGCCGGGGUCCGUUCCUGUCCAGCAGGGUCCAUCCCUGGUCGGUCCUGUGUCUGUGGGGGGAGUGAACACAAGCUCAGACACAAACAUCGUCACAGACAGCGUGAUCGUGAUGGAAAGGAAGAAGAGGAUGAGAGAGUUGCCGGGUCACAGCUAAGGUCAGAGUUCACCACAGGAUCAGGAGGAAGUAGAAAGACUGGAGGACAAGGGAGUGCUGGGUUGAUGGAGUCUCCAUGGCAACAUAGGCAUGGCAAAUACCCGUCUUCUUUCUUCUCUGCUUCUGCUAAACCAGCCUCUUCAUCAUCAUCAUCAGAGAUGCUCAAACACACACCCCUCACCUGUCUAGGCUCCUCUCACCUUUCCUCGUUUGGAGAGGGCUGGGGGGUUCGGCAGAACCCCUGGCUGAGGAGAGGGGGGCUGGGGGCAGGAUUCAGACCCCUCGAUCCCACCUGGGGCACUCUGACAGAAGGGCAGAGGACGGCCGCUGUGGGGGAGUCAGAGAGAGAGGCGGGGGAGAGACACACACCCUGUCACAGCACCUUCACCCCCCCGACACACACCAACCUCUUCACCUCCUCUGCCACCAGUGGGAGGGGCAUGAGGAGCGGAAGAGACAAUUGGAGACCAGGGAAUCAAGACGGGUCACUGAGGAGUGAGGAGCCAUCACAGACAGAGAGGAGAGGCACAGACCCACACUAUGACCUGAGCAGAAGGCAACUGAAGUGGCUGAGAACCGGUCAACGUUUUGGGGCUAAGAGAGGGCCUGGACGACCCAGGAAGAACCCUCUAGCCUCCCCUUUGGUCUCCCCCUUCCUCUCUCCUACAAGCCAACCAAACCCUCCAACUGAGACAGACGUCCAGAACAGAGACAGAAACAGAGGAAGAGGAGGAGGAGGAGAUUCAGUACAAGAUGUGAUUGAUGCUGUGAUUCAGAGCCAGAGGAGGAGAAGACGGAAGAGGAGGCACAUUGAGAAAGAGGAGGUCGAGCAUCCAUCCUGUCUCCAAAGUUCUGGUGAAGGUGAGCCAGUCACCCACACCCCCUCCAUAUGCACAGGCCAAUCAGAGCUAAUCCAAACUCCAUCCCUAACCCCGGCCAGCCAAUCAGAUAAGGGAGCUGACCAGCUGCCUAGGAAGAGGUUUCAGAGGGCGGGGCUCUACUCAGAUGACUACAAAACUACAGAUCCCUCCUCUCAGAACCAGCUGAUCAGAGAGAGACUGGAAUAUACACCAGGACAACAAGACUACAGCCUCCUGCCUGCUCCCAUACAUGUUGGGAAGUACCUAAGAAUGAGACGUAUUGACUUUCAGUUGCCCUUUGAUGUCAUGUGGCUCUUCAGGCACAACCAGCUCCACAAAGAGCCAGAUGUUCCUCAGACCAGAGAGAUCUCAUCCUACCAACCAAAAGAGAAGAGCCUGUCCAGUCACCAGACAUGGGUGUCCCUCCCUCCCUCUCCCCAGGAGGAGUGUUCCAGUCCCAGUAAGAAGCUGUUUCCCUACCUGGACAUGGAGCCUAUGACCACCAGUGACAGGGUGUUCGUCCUGAAGCACCGCGUGUUCCUUUUGAGGAACUGGGAGAGGGUCAGAGACAGACAGAUACGCCUGAGGAGGGGGAGAGAGGGGGAACGAGAGAAAGAUGGAGGAGGAGUUUCCAGCUAUGUAGCUACUGGGGACAACAACAGCCACAUCAUGUCAGGUCGACAAAUGGCGGUGAAGAAGAAUGUUGUGUGGACUAGUGAGCCCCUUCGAGAUCCCCAGUGCCCCCAUAACCCCCUCAGAACCACGCCCCAGCUCACUGAGAACAGACAAGAGGAGAAAAAACAGGUGGAGGAGGGCUGGAGGGAGGUUCGGAAGGAGCGACUGAACAACAUACUCCUGAAGCUGCGGCAGACAUGGUUGGUGAGAGAGGACAAGGAAGGAAGGAGGGGGGGAAAUCUCAGCUUAGUCUCUCUUCUUCUUCCAAGUAGCUCAGUUCAGCUAACUUUGCACUAGUGUUGGGGGGAAAACACUUCCCUGAAAUGAUUUGUUAUAAAGAUGAUUUUGGGCUUUGUUUUUGAGAGGAAUGAGGGUGUAGUUGUUUACUGUACCAUUGAGAAUGAUUGUCAGACAGUCAGCAGACCAGUGACAGUCUGAUUUAAUAGUCAGAGAGGGCGGAAGGGAUGGAUGGAGACCAUAGAGUCUUAAGGCUGGAUUAAAUUCGCAUUGUGGAAGAUCCGCGUUGUAGCUCGAUUUAAAUGUAAAGGAAAUGUUCCCGUGUUCUCGCAGACUAGAUUCACGGUAAACGCUGCAUGUCGGCUCAAUCUGAAAUUACCAUGACAAUAACAUUUUUUACAAUUUUACCUCAUUUUUUGUGAUAUCCAAUUGCAAUCCAAUUACAAUCUUGUCUCAUUGCUGCAACUACCCAAUGGGCUCGGACAGGUGAAGAUCGAGUCAUGCGUCCUCCAAAGCGUGACCCAAGCCGCACUUCUUAGCACCUGCUUGCUUAACCCGGAAUGUGUCAAAGGAAACACCAGCCAACUGAUGACUGUCAGCUUGCAGGUGCCUGGCCUGCCACAAGGAGUCACUAGAGCACGAUGAGCCAAGUAAAGGCCCCCCUGGGCCAAACCUUCCACUAAUCCGGACAACCCUGGGACAAUUGUGCACCGCCCUAUGGGACUCCCGGUCACAGCCGGUUGUGACACAGGGGAUCGAACCCAAGGCUGUAGUGACACCGCAACACUGCGAUGCAGUGCCAUAGACCGCUGCACCACUUGGGAGGCCUACCUCUACAUUUUUAUGCAGAUCUUCUGCGAUACUUCUGCAAUACACAGCCCCUAUGGUUUGAUUCAAUCCCUGUUGCUGAAGUACGGCGCUAUAGCGUGAUUCAAGUGUAAAGGUCAUUUCCAAUUGAGCCGACCUAUGCAGUUUUUCCGUGAAUUCAGUCUCCACUAACGCAGGAACAUUGCCUUUAAUGUUCCCUUCAGCUCUACGUAUUGAAUCGGGCCUUUAAUGUUCCCUUCAGCUCUACGUAUUGAAUAGGGCCUUUAAUGUAAAAGUGCCAUGUUGUAAAUAAACUGACGCCUAAGUGAGUUCAAUCUCCAAAAGCAAUACGUCCUGUAAGGAUUUCAGUACAAUAACUUUAAUAUCACUACCAGUACCAGCUAGAGACCCUUCUAUGUAUCGAACCAAGUAGUUUUUAUUGCCUUAGUGAAUAUGAUCAUUUCAAGAUCGUUAUAUUGUACCAAUGAUAAUGCAGUAACAUUGACCUAAGUAAUGUAAUGAAUCAGUUUCAUAAUUGAUAGUUAUUAUCUAAGCGUUAAAGUUAAUAGUCAAAGGCCUUCAUUUUGCUACAAAGUGUUAAACAUAACUGACCCAUGUUAAAUAUUGCUAUGAUUUUAUAUGCCUUUUCUUCACCUGUAUACUUUCUGACUGAUGGAAUGUUCUUUUUUAUUUGGUCAGACAAUCAGGAAAAUGAAUUGAAUCUGAGAUUUGUAACCGUUCAUUUGUAAAGUUCUCUUUGGUGCAGUUUCUAGUUUGACUUUGAACACUAAGUUGAAUGUUUUAUAGUUGACCUGUGUAUUUGCCUCAUCAAUAUAGUGAAGGGUUAUUUAUGUAGUUUGCAUGAAAUGUAACUUUGGGCUGGAUUCAAUCCGUAUCGCGGAAGAUCACAUUAAAAGUGUAGAGGUCAUUUCCGAUUAAGCCGACAUAUGCAGUGUUUAUCUUGAAUGCAGUCUCCACGAACGCGUUAACAUUACCUUUAAAUGGAGCUAUAACGCAGAUCUCCCAUGAUACUUCUGCGAUGCGGUGAGAAUACAGCCCUUUGUUGUACAAUUGAAAUUGCUGCUUAUAACCUGUCUUUGGAGAAAAUACCACAGAGUUCAUCUGACAGAAUGUCAUUUCAAACAUUGACCUUAUUAUCAAUAACAAUAAAAUGGCGUUUUUGUUUACAAA